Molecule: messenger RNA, 693 nt
Organism: Medioppia subpectinata
Lineage: Eukaryota; Metazoa; Arthropoda; Arachnida; Sarcoptiformes; Oppiidae
Source: the annotation of a GenBank genome assembly
UUGGACUCAACAGUCGGCUCGUGGUUUGUCAGUCCUAUCCUUUCAGGAAUCGUUUCCGUUUUGAUAUUUCUUGUUUUGCGAAUAUUUAUUUUAGAAAAGGAAAAACCUCUGGAACCGGGACUCAUAGCUCUUCCACUAAUCUAUGGAAUUGUAAUCUUUAUUAACGUGUUUUCUCUCAUUCACGACGACCCCUACCUACACACCGUGUGGUGGAUAGCUAUGUGUAUAGCCAUUGGAUUGGCUCUCUUAAUAGCAGCUAUUGUUUGGUUUUUUGUGGUCCCGCGACAGAGGAAGACAAUUACCGAGAAACUCGAGAAAUUGGAGGAAAAAGAAGCGCAAAUAACUGAUACAAACGACAACUUACAGCACAACGAGAAAGAGCCAAACACAGAGAAAAAAUCAAGUCUAAUGAUAAGUGAGGGAAAAGAUAUUGAAAACGGACACAACGUUAUGGACGAGACAAAGGAGAAGGAAGAAUCAGAUGACGAUAAGCCAGAAGUUUCUCAGUUGUUCACAUUCUUGCAAAUACUGACGGCGUGUUUCGGUUCGUUCGCACACGGAGGCAAUGAUGUCAGCAAUGCAAUCGGGCCUUUAGUAGCCAUUAUGUUGAUCUUCUUGGAGGGCGAUCACGACCAGAGCGAAGGCACGCCGUGGUAUACGUUACUGUACGGAGGCGUUGGUAUUAGUGUUGGC